Molecule: messenger RNA, 2521 nt
Organism: Myotis myotis
Lineage: Eukaryota; Metazoa; Chordata; Mammalia; Chiroptera; Vespertilionidae
Gene: IRX5
Product: iroquois homeobox 5
Exons: 3
Coding region: 482-1921 (479 amino acids)
Biological process (GO): cell development; regulation of transcription by RNA polymerase II; neuron differentiation
Cellular component (GO): nucleus
Molecular function (GO): DNA-binding transcription factor activity, RNA polymerase II-specific; RNA polymerase II cis-regulatory region sequence-specific DNA binding
Source: RefSeq, a predicted model, not a curated record
GAGAGGGAGCCGGGGAGGAAGAGGGAGAGGGCGAGGCGCGCCUGGCGGCCGGGUUGGCUGCGGCCGCCCAGAGGCUCCUGCCAGUCCAACCACCGACUACACCCCGGGAAGGAGGAGCUUCGGGCGCGCACAAGGCGUCAGAAUCCUCAAUUUCCAACUUAGCAUCUUGGCAGGACCUUUGCGAAGCCAAAAGCAGAGCCCCCCAGUGCAAAGAGAGAGGGGGAAAAAGAGAAAGCAGCAAGGGAGGGGGAGAAACCCAGCCGGGCCGAGAGAGGCGCGCACCGGAGCGGGCUCGGCGGUCGCAGUCGGAGGCGCGCGGGAAGCCACCGGGGAGGUGCUUCGAGCCGGAGCUCGGGAGCCGGGGCCCGGGGAGCGACGGCCCGGGGCAGCCGGAGGCCAGGUGCCUGCCCGCUCGCCCUCGCAGGGCGCCGCCGGCUCGUUGGCGGCCGCGGCGCGGCGCGCCCCAUGCCCGUGCGUGGCCAUGUCCUACCCGCAGGGCUACUUGUACCAGCCGUCCGCCUCGCUGGCGCUCUACUCGUGCCCCGCGUACAGCACCAGCGUCAUCUCGGGGCCCCGCACGGAUGAGCUCGGCCGCUCGUCGUCGGGCUCCGCGUUCUCACCCUACGCCGGCUCCACCGCCUUCACGGCGCCCUCGCCGGGCUACAACUCGCACCUCCAGUACGGCGCCGACCCCGCCGCGGCCGCCGCGGCCGCCUUCUCUUCGUACGUGGGUUCUCCCUACGACCACACGCCGGGCAUGGCGGGCUCCUUGGGGUACCAUCCCUACGCGGCGCCCCUGGGCUCCUACCCUUACGGGGACCCCGCGUACCGCAAGAACGCCACGCGGGACGCCACCGCCACGCUCAAGGCCUGGCUCAACGAGCACCGCAAGAACCCCUACCCCACCAAGGGCGAGAAGAUCAUGCUGGCCAUCAUCACCAAGAUGACCCUCACCCAGGUGUCCACCUGGUUCGCCAACGCGCGCCGGCGCCUCAAGAAGGAGAACAAGAUGACCUGGACCCCGAGGAACCGGAGCGAGGACGAGGAGGAGGAGGAGAACAUCGACCUGGAGAAGAACGACGAGGACGAGCCGCAGAAGCCCGAGGACAAGGGCGACCCCGCGGGCCCCGAAGCAGGAGGAGCGGAGCCCAAAGCGGCUGCGGGCUGCGAGAGGCUGCAGGGGCCGCCCACCCCCGCCGGCAAGGAGACCGAGGGCAGCCUCAGCGACUCGGAUUUUAAGGAGCCGCCCUCCGAGGGCCGCCUCGACCUGCUGCCCGGGCCCACGCGCACCGGCGGGCCCUCCCCGGGGGCGCGGCUGGCCGAGGACCAGGGUCCUCACUACCCUUCGGGCGCCCCGGCGCCAGGCCCACAUCCAGCCACCGGGGAACUGCCGCCCGGCCCCAGCGGGCCCUCGGUCAUCCACUCCCCGCCGCCGCCGCCGCCCCAGGCGGUGCUCGCCAAGCCCAAACUGUGGUCUCUGGCCGAGAUUGCCACAUCCUCGGACAAGGUCAAGGACGGGGGAGGCGGGAGCGAGAGCUCUCCAUGCCCACCUUGCGCCGGGCCCAUCGCCGCGCAGGCUCUCGGAGGCAGCCGCGCCUCGCCGGCCCCUGCACCGUCACGCUCGCCCUCGGCGCAGUGUCCCUUCCCGGGCGGGACGGUCCUGUCCCGGCCUCUUUACUACACGGCGCCCUUCUAUCCGGGCUACACGAACUAUGGCUCCUUCGGACACCUUCACGGUCACCCUGGGCCCGGGCCAGGCCCCACGACCGGUCCGGGCUCGCAUUUCAAUGGAUUAAACCAGACGGUGUUGAAUCGCGUGGACGCUUUGGCUAAAGAUCCGAAAAUAUUGCGGAGCCAGUCCCAGCUAGACCUGUGCAAAGACUCUCCCUAUGAAUUGAAGAAAGGUAUGUCCGACAUUUAACGACAUUUAACGCGGGCUGCGUCGUUCCCGGACUUUCCUAAUUUAUUUAAAAAAACAAAAAACAAACACAUGGCCUUGGCAGUUAUUUUUCCAUCAACAAGAGAGAAAAAACUACCCCUCCUAUUAAAAAGUUUAUAGUUGAUGGAGAUGGAUGACAUAAAAAUGUAAACAUCUCCACACAUGCGCGCACACACACACACACACACACACACACACAAAUGUCUUAACCCACCGGAAAGUUAAAAUAAGGAUUUGUAUUAAAUCUUAUUCUGUAUAUUUAAUGUAGCAUUUUGUAUUUAAAUUGAUAAUUCAAUAUCUUUGAAGUAAAUUAUGAAAUUAAGACACCUAUACAGGCAUCUAAUGGUUUUUUGUAAUAUAAGUAUAUACAUUUGUGUUCCACCCCCCAAAAAAACUGUUUCAUAGUUUAAAAUACAAGUUUAAUUUAAUUUUUUUUACACCUAUUGAUUUUUUUUCUGGGUAUGAGCUAAAGUAUUAUUACAGAAAGGAAUCAGGUUAUACUCUUAGAUUUAAAAAGUAAAAAGAAACUGCAGCCGCCUUUGUAAAAUGCAAAGUAUUUAAUUAAAAGAGAUUUUAACAUAA